Molecule: messenger RNA, 1413 nt
Organism: Echinococcus granulosus
Lineage: Eukaryota; Metazoa; Platyhelminthes; Cestoda; Cyclophyllidea; Taeniidae
Product: Homeobox protein meis3-B
Exons: 10
Coding region: 1-1413 (470 amino acids)
Source: RefSeq, a predicted model, not a curated record
AUGAAAUUUUUGAAUUUGGGUGGUUUUUUUGGUGGUACCAUCUUCCACUACUUUACGAGUACCUCCUUCACCAUCUUCGGAACCAUGGUGCCUAUGUCUAGUGAAGCUGUAAGAGGUGUCAUUCCUCCGCAUUUCGGCACCGAUCUCCUUGCAAGCAUUGACAGAAGCGAUCAUAUCGAUCACGAGGUGAAGUGGAUGUCGGAUCCAUUCCAUGUUGUACGGCCUAACCAACCAACCAACCGGCCAGUCAGUCUGCCUUCUGGCCUGCCUGCCUACACACACGCACAACAACAACAUCAGCAGCAACGCUCGCUUCUGUUUAUGAACAGGUCGGAAGGAGAAGCAGCAAAAGACGAGGAGGAGGAGGUGGCAGUGAUGGUGGUGGAGGAGUUGGAGGAGGAGGAGAAGGAUGGUAUUUCUGCCUCCUCCUCCUCCUACUCUACCAUCACCACCCCCUCCUCUGCCUCUACCCGUAGGACAGGCGGACAACAGCAACAACAACAAUCGAUGUCUGCGACCCCCUCCUCGUCACCCACGCCAUUGGUCCGCUUCCACGCCUGUCUGUCUACUAAAACACGCGCCUCCGCUCCCCAUCUGACCAAUCGCUGUCUACAUCGACAGGACGAUGACACUGCUAUCACCACCAUCACCACCGCUGCAACUCGUCAAUCUGUCUACCUGCCAACUGCGGACACACGUGUUCUGAUUCUCCACCUUCUUCGAUUGAUCGUCUGGAUCCUUAUUUUCAUGGCUUCAGUACAGCUAUUCAGUUCACCCUGUUCAAGCGUGGUGGCCACUCAUUGCCCUCAGACAGAGGCUUCCAGUUCUUCCACAGCAACCGGAACCGCGUCAACAGCGAGUCCAUUACAGACUUUUGAAAAUACCAAUGGAGAUACACCGCCAACACCUUCAAAAACACCUACUUUUGCUUCCGCUGAGUUGGAUGAGACUCCAGCACAACUGCCACCACCACCUCCACCACAACUUCCACCGCCGGCCUCAGUAUCCACGACUGAGAUCUCGAUUCCAUCGAGUCUGUCCAACCACAGUAACCACAGCAACAAUAGUGGACAGUCCCCACUGAAACUGAAUAUUCCUCAUCAGUCUUACGUUAGUGAAGUGCACGCCUUCCAAAAGGUGCCAAUGCCUGAGGAACAGUUCGGCAGUGACCUCAAAAAGGACACUGAAGCUUUGCACAAUCAUCCCCUAUUCCCCCUUCUGGCAUUGAUCUUCGAGAAAUGUCAGCUGGCAACCUGCACUCCUCGUGACAGCACCCUUCGAAAUGGUGGAAUGGACAUCUCUUCCUCGGAGUCCUUUCAAGAAGACAUUGCUGUCUUUACAAAAGAGGUCUGUUGGUCUAUCAUUCUCCCCUUUUUCUCUGAUCAUCAUUAUCAUCAUUACCCCUGUUGUUAG